AUGGGUGGUUGUUGCUUCUCGACGCCUCUUGAUAACAAUCAACAACCUCCACAACAGCCACAGAUUCCUCCCGGCGAACGCAAGAACGACGGAUUCGUCAACUGGCCUGUCACAGAGUUCUUCCUCUCCGAUAUCACCACGGCGACCAAUAACUUCAGUUCCGACGAGAUCAUAUCAGAGAACGCAGAAGAAUCUUCCAAUGUUGUCUACAAAGGUUGUUUAUUAGAGAAUCUUGGCUUCGUAGCUGUCAAGAGAUUCAAGAAUACGCCUUGGGAUGAUCCUGACUACUUCACGGAAGACGCAAAAACAGCUGGGGAGCUAAAGCACAAGAGACUUGUCAAGUUGUUGGGAUAUUGCUGCGAGGAAGAUGAAGGACUUCUUGUUGCAGAGUUUAUGCCAAAUGAUACUCUUGCUAAGCGUUUAUUCCAGGAGAAGAACAUGGAAUGGUCAAUGAGGUUGCGAGUGGCGUAUCAUAUAGUUGAAGCAUUGGAUUAUUGCAAUUCUGUACGUUUUGACGAGUACGAUAAUCUAAGUGCUUACACUGUUCUGUUUGAUAAGGAUGGUGAUGCCUGUCUUUCUAGUUUCGGCUUGGUGAAAGAGAUCAUCCGUUACAAUCGAAGAGAAGGAGGGAACGUGAGGACUGGGAAUGUGACAUACAGAUUUGGUACUAUCCUUGUGAAUCUGCUAACUGGAUUGCAAAUUUCUCCGAGCCAUGCUCCUGAGAUGAUCAAUGGAAAGGAUGUCACUGAGCUCAUGGAUCCAAAUCUGAAGGGAAAGUUCUCUACAGAAGAAGCUACUAUAGUUUUAAAACUCGCCUCUGAAUGUUUGCAGUGGAAGGGUUAUAUAGAGAAUGGCAUCACUAAAAAGCUUGUUGCAACACUUAAAGCCUUGCAGGCUAAAAAAGAAAUUUCAUCUUCUGAAAUGCAUGAAGUAACAAAGCAGCACGAUGUGGCAUCAUCUUCGAGUCAACAACAACUUCCACCCUGA
Messenger RNA from Arabidopsis thaliana (thale cress), 987 nucleotides. Its product is annotated as Protein kinase superfamily protein. Gene Ontology annotation, molecular function: protein serine kinase activity; ATP binding; protein kinase activity. The record is from RefSeq and is marked reviewed. The transcript has 7 exons. Gene Ontology annotation, biological process: brassinosteroid mediated signaling pathway. NCBI's taxonomy places the organism in Eukaryota, Viridiplantae, Streptophyta, Magnoliopsida, Brassicales, Brassicaceae. Gene Ontology annotation, cellular component: plasma membrane. Bases 1 to 987 code for a protein of 328 amino acids.